Molecule: messenger RNA, 426 nt
Organism: Paramecium pentaurelia
Lineage: Eukaryota; Ciliophora; Oligohymenophorea; Peniculida; Parameciidae
Source: the annotation of a GenBank genome assembly
AUGAAAAUAUUAGACGACAUCAAAUAACAAGUGGAGAAAGAAAUGUUAAAAUUUGAUCCACGAUUAGCUGAAAAGAAGUAUUUAAAAGUAACUCAAUCAAUAAAGGAUUUAUUUUUAAAAGCUGUUGUAAAAGAAAAGUAAACUAUUAAAGCAGUAACAACUUAUAAUAAUCCUUAGGCUGCUCAUUCUAUUGGGAUUAAUUAUUCUUCUGCUAAAGCAAUUUGGGCUGAAUUUAGAAAUAAGAAUUAGAAGAAGAAGAAAAAAAACAAAGAAGAUUCAGAUUAGAAAAAUUAAUUAGUUAAGAGAUGUUCUUAUAAAAUUUUGAAUGGAUGUAAUAAAAUUAAAAAAUUUUUUAUGGAAAUCAAAUCAUCUGUCUCAUAGAACUUAAGCUCAACUCAUUUAAUCAAUUUGGAAUCACAUAUAUGA